UCUUCUCUUCUCCCUCUCUUUCUCCGUUAGCCGUCUCUUCCUCCUUCACUUUCAGAUCAUCAAAACCUUCAACAAUGGCCUUUGUUAAGGCUCAAAAAACCAAAGCUUACUUUAAGCGUUUUCAGGUUCCAUUCAAGAGAAGGAGAGAGGGAAAGACUGAUUACAGGGCUAGGAUUCGCUUAACCAAUCAAGACAAGAACAAAUACAACACGCCUAAAUACCGAUUCGUUGUUCGAUUUAGCAACAAAGAUAUCACUGCACAAAUAAUUUCUGCUAAUAUUACUGGUGAUAUGAUUCUUGCCUCGGCUUACUCGCAUGAGCUUCCUCGUUAUGGACUUGAAGUCGGUCUUACAAACUAUGCCGCUGCUUAUUGCACUGGAUUACUUUUGGGGCGCCGUGUCCUUAAGUUGCUUGAAAUGGACGAUGAAUAUCAAGGAAAUGUGGAGGCUACCGGAGAGGAUUUCUCAGUUGAGCCAACUGACACAAGGAGGCCUUUCCGAGCUCUCCUUGAUGUAGGACUGAUCAGGACAACCACUGGAAACAAUGUUUUUGGUGCACUAAAGGGAGCUUUGGAUGCCGGUUUGGAUAUUCCUCAUAGUGAUAAGAGAUUUGCCGGGUUCUCCAAGGAUGGUAAGCAGCUCGAUGCUGAAGUUCACCGCAACUACAUUUACGGUGGUCACGUAGCCGCAUAUAUGAGGAUUUUGAUGGAAGACGAGCCAGAAAAGUAUCAGUCUCACUUCAGCGAGUAUAUUAAGAGAGGAAUCGAAGCAGAUAACAUUGAGUCCUUGUACAAGAAGGUUCACGCUGCUAUCCGUGCAGAUCCCUCUGCAAAGAAGUCUGAAAAGGCUCCUCCUAAGCAACACAUGAGGUUCAACUUGAAGAAGCUGACGUACGAGGAAAGGAAAGCUAAGUUGAUCGAUCGAUUACACACCCUUAAUGCCGCUGCCGGUGCGGAUUCCAAAGAUGAGGAUUGAACGUAGGAUGCUGAUUUCGAAAAAUACUGAACUUGUUUACCUGCUUUUGUUUUUACUGUUCUAUAAAGAACUAUUUGAAGUUAAUUUCUUUUUUGUUUAGGUUAGCUUAUUUACUUCUCAAUUUCAAUUUUGUUAUUAGGAGUUCUGUACUUUUUUUUUUAAACAGUUUCUGAAGGCGACUGAAUGAUCAGAUUCUUGUGAAAUGCGAAUUCGGUUUUGAGUCAAAA
Gossypium raimondii (Peruvian cotton) is the source of this 1201-nucleotide messenger RNA. RefSeq names its product 60S ribosomal protein L5. Gene Ontology annotation, molecular function: 5S rRNA binding; structural constituent of ribosome. NCBI's taxonomy places the organism in Eukaryota, Viridiplantae, Streptophyta, Magnoliopsida, Malvales, Malvaceae. The coding region runs from base 75 to 974 and encodes 299 amino acids. The transcript is spliced from 9 exons. Gene Ontology annotation, biological process: translation; ribosomal large subunit assembly. Gene Ontology annotation, cellular component: cytosolic large ribosomal subunit; ribosome. The record is from RefSeq and is a predicted model, not a curated record.